AUCCAGGUUAUAUUAUACGGGGAGAUCAACCAAUUGUAAUAAUAAACUUGCUUUGUUGAAGUAAAACGCAAGAGAGGAGGCACCAAGUGGAUUAGUGCUGUUGCCGCUUGGUGACUUUGCAGUUGUAAAAUUUAGCGGUUUUAAACAGAGGUUCUUUUCCGUGGUGUCCUGGAAAUGAUCGGUCCGCUGAGCAGAAGUUUACGGACCGGUGUGACACAUUCGCAACGUCUCUCCGUGUUCAUUCUAAAAAUGACUCCUUGGAGACACAAGAAGCAGGCACGGAUGUACACUGGUCCUCCAACAACUCACUUACUUGAAGAUUGUCUUGAGCUCCAUUACAAAGGGACUCAAAUGCAUUUGGAUUACAUUUGGUUGAGAGAUCACUGCCGCUCUGCCUUGUCUUACAACUCCAAAACAAACCAGAGGAACUUGGAUACCGGAAGUAUUGACCUCAAUAUUCGCCCAGAUCAUAUCCAAGUGGAAGAUGACCACCUCAUUCUCACUUGGCCGGGUGGUCACACAUCGAAAUACAGCCUAAGCUGGAUAGCUGAGAACAGCUUUGAAGGGAAGAAGCAAAGCACCAUACAACCACGAGUUCUUUGGAAUGCAGACAUUUAUAAUAAUUCACAUGUACCCACCUCCAAAUGGGACACCUUCAUGAGCAGCGAUGAUGAACUAAAGACGUUUCUGCAGAACUAUCUUCUCUAUGGGGUGGCUUUUGUUGAUGAUGUCCCUGCUACAGUUGAAGCCACAGAGGCCGUGACUCAGAGGGUUAGUCUUAUCAGAGAGACGACGUAUGGAAGAAUGUGGUGCUUCACUUCCGAUUUUUCUAGAGGAGACACUGCCUACAGCCAGCUUGCUCUGGACCGCCACACAGACACAUCUUACUUUCAUGAACCAUGUGGAAUUCAGGUUUUUCACUGCCUAAAACAUGAAGGGACGGGAGGAAGGAAUCUCCUUGUUGAUGGUUUCUACGCGGCUGAAACUGUUCGUGUCCAGUCGCCAAAACAUUUUGAGCUGCUUUCGCAUGUUCCAAUUAGGCAUGAAUAUAUUGAAAGCACUGGCGGCCACCAAAACCACAUGAUAGGCAUUGGCCCAGUCCUGAAUCUAUACCCUUGGAAUGAUGAACUUUACAUGAUUCGGUACAACAACUAUGACCGAUCAGUGAUAAACACCGUCCCUCAUGAUGUUGUUCGCCGCUGGUAUGUGGCUCAUCGACACUUGACCAUGGAACUGAGGCGACCAGAAAAUGAGCUGUGGGUAAAACUCACGCCAGGAAAAGUGAUUUUCAUCGACAACUGGCGAGUCAUGCAUGGUAGGGAGGCUUUCACUGGCUUAAGGCAACUCUGUGGAUGCUAUCUGAGCAGAGAUGAUGUUCUCAGCAAAGCACGUGGUUUUGGACUUCAGGCAUAAUGCCAUUCCAAGAGCGUCCCUUUACCUUUGCACUUUUAAUCUCAUGAAGUAGGUUUAAUACUUGAAGGCAUUAAUUUUUCUACAAAAUCCAAUCAAGACUUUUCACACAGCAUUUAGCAACGCUCGCUGCCGACAUGCACAUUCAUUGUGGGUGUGCCGCGAAGGCACGAGGAUCAAAUGCUGUGAGCGAUCGCGGGAAGCCGCAUCCAAUAAGAAGGUUGCCGCUAGAGUGACUUCACACUGCUAAAAGAAAUACACCAAGCAACAGGAAAAGCCCACUGUUACUUGUUGGUAGGCUGCUAUGCAAGCAAUUCCCAAUGUGGGCGAUAUUGCAUCGGGGCGUAGUUGUAUAUUCACCCCGCCCAGCAGCAAACACCAAAAAGCCAAAUGCUGUGUGAAAAGGACUUUACAUUUCAUCUAGAAAUACAUGUUGAUUAAUUUUGUAAUAUAUGAUUUGUGCAGGUUUACAUACUGUAACACUAAAUAUACGAACUUUAAAGUGCCUAUGACAGGAUGAAAACUGUUUUAAAUAGCAUUAUUGUGUGAAUUAGAAUCAUAUUUUGAGACGAUUCGACUAUAUAAAACAAUUUGGCAAAGCGCAGAUGAUGAGAAAUUAGUCUUUUAAUCUGCCGUUUAGCCCCUGCCUGUCAUUAUAGCACUCUAGCGUCUCCAACAGGAGGAUGACAUCGGCAGGGUCAUGGUUUCAUCUGAUUGAGUAUUCAGCCCAUUGAGGUGGAAUUACUCAGAACGAGGAAAAUGCGACGAAGAGAGCCGCAAAAUGUAAUUGUUUUAACCUCUCUACUCCAAUUUUUUUUACAGGAUAUUCUUUUUAUCCAAGUACAGUAUUUUUCCCCAAUUGCUAAAUAAAUGGUCAUGACAAAUAACAGCCUUGUGCUAAAUGGAAUAUGAAAUAUUAAGAAUGCAUUUAUUCAGUACGACAUGGCAAAAUUACUCCAUAAUGGUCAAAACUGUUGACUUCUUGCCACCUUUUUGCCAACGAAGUUAGUCGGGCUUUUGUCAUUUCCCUGCCCCCGGCUUCGUAGAGCGUAAGCUAAUCGGAGGCGUGAAAGCUAGCCGACAUGCUAACCUGAGCUGAGUGAUGUUUCUAAGUCUUAUUAUCGCAUUUUGAAGCAAAAAAAUCACACAAAACUACCCCGGAUCAUGUCACAUGGUGGCGAUUGUCUUCACCGAUCGGCAACCCGCCCUGUGGCGAGCAAGUUACAGCUCUUCGUUCCCCUGCUACGGGCAGGAGAGCUCGUUUGCCGGGGAAGCAGCUGGAAAAUGACUUCGGAGGAGCGCGGAGCUGCCACAUGGUCAACACGAAUAUGGCGUAGAUGAAUGCUUAACUACACAGCGAAGGCGUAAACAGUGAGAGAGCGGCGUGCAGUUGUUGUGCAGCUAACAUGACAGGAUGUGUCUGAGGGGAACUUUUCUACAUGUCCGUCCAUGAUCAAAUGUAAGUAAACAGUCCUAUAUUUAAAGAAAGUUUGUAGUGUUUACUUUGUGAUCGCUGUAUUCGUGGCCACCCAAAAGUUGCAAUUUCUGAUGGAGUGGAAAAUUUGACAGAACACCGGGCACAAGAAGAGUGCACUAAGCUGAGUAUAAUGCUCUCCCGGGGGGCACGCGAAGGACAGGGGGGUGUGCGACAAGCUGCCGGUCGUCAGCCAAGUGGCAUUCUCGAUGGACAAGGAGCAUUAUAAGCCACAAUAUACAAGCCACCUCCAUAUUAAAAAGUGUGCCAUGAUCCCAGUAUUUGACAUGAUACAAAAUACAAUGUUUACUCAAUUCCCAGUAAGUCCAAUGGUCCCACAGUUGUUGGACUCGUUUUGGCCGUCCUCCAAGGGUGAACGGGAACUUUUCGAAACCCAAAAAGGCUCACACGCCUCUCCCUGAUGCAGAAACAAAUCCCUGCAGCACAUUUGGCUGGCGUAAUGCAAAAAAUGAACAAAUUAAUCCGCAAAAUCAGCUGAAUCCGCAGUCCAGCUGCAUGCUAUAAAGCAAUGCUGUAUUGUGAGAUGCUGACCCGGGUGACGUCACAUUCGCUUUCGUCCUCAACCCGUGACUGGAGCCGGAAGUCACUCAUUUUAAUGGCGCGGGAUUAAAAAAAUUAAUAAAUAAAACGAUCGCUUCCACACCCAUCCAAGCGGUCCAUUUCAUUCAGGAGCAUAAAAUACCAGGUGAAAUAUGAAAUAAACAUCCAUUUUGGUGUCAUAGGCACUUUAAAGCUCAAGUGUCCUUUUUUUUGAGAGUAAGAGAGAAAAUUUCUUUUUGACCUAAUGCAUUCCUUCUUCCACUGUUAAACAUUUGGUCAAUCUGCACAGUUAAAUUAGGAGUAGUCCGCCAUAACAAUUGUAUGUUGAUGAUAUAUUUUUAUCAAGAUACUUUUUAACUCAUUGGGUGCCUUUCCUUUCCGAUUUGGUCUGGAUUUCACAAUCAAUGCAAGAAGUGGGGUUAACAAGCACAGAUUGAAUCUUAAUGGACCAAUAACAAACUCCUGCCUCACAUGCUGUGAUUUGGCGGUUCAGAUAGGAUGGACCGAAGUAAAAAUGAAGUUGAAACCACAGAAGACCAGACUGACUUGCCAUGUAUCUUGUACAUGGUGAAAGUCAGGCUGGCCUGCCAGGCUAGUCAUUGAUGGCACUAGACGUCCAAUCCAUUUGAAGUGGGAGGGUUAACCCCGAAUGAGCGAAUGUUCAUGGAUGAAAAGAGCCACAUGAUUGGACUUCUGUCCCGUGAAUGGCAGCCGAUGACUUGAUGAUGAUUGAACAUUUUAUAUACAUUUUGUGUACCUUAAGGGUAUAUGGCACAUUUACAUACAGAAGGCCACACAAAGAUGCAGUCACAGUACAACUCUUGUUUCCAUCAGUGGCUAGAUGGAGAUUGCUGUAGUCAUGGAAACAGCUGAGCAUACUGUGGCCCGCAAUGUUGUCCUGGCAACUCAGUGAAUAUGAGCAUUCAGAUAGGAUGUACUUCUAAAAUCAGGCCAUGCAAGGUGACAAUUUCAAUCAAUAAGUGAAUGUGAUGACGUUGCCUUUGGAUAAAACAUGAAUUCAACAGGACUUCACGUUAGAUAAUUGAGACUUCUGCGUGGGGGAAAAGGUGGAAAGGGCAAAUGAGGAAACACUGAUAAUCACUUGAAAUGGAAUUGCUAAAGAUCUUCAUUUACAGAACACCUCACCUUGAUAGGUGGGAAAUGUCAACAAAUGACACGCUAGUGCUGUGCGAUAUAGAAAAAAAUCUUAUAAUGAGAUCAUAUGCUACACUAUAAUAUAUAUAUAUUUUUUAAUUAUUUGGUGAAAAAUUAUUGAAAAUUAUGACAGUUUUCCCCCACAAAUGUUAAAUGUAUCAAGCAGCGCUGCAAUCUAAAAUGAUCCGGUGUAAACAGAAGCAGUAUUGUAGCAUAUCUUUUCUAAGUGUCUACUAAUACUUGUGAUUUGUGGUUUUGACUGUU
Messenger RNA from Corythoichthys intestinalis (scribbled pipefish), 4864 nucleotides. It is a transcript of the gene tmlhe, whose product is annotated as trimethyllysine hydroxylase, epsilon. The transcript is spliced from 7 exons. The record is from RefSeq and is a predicted model, not a curated record. Gene Ontology annotation, biological process: carnitine biosynthetic process. The coding region runs from base 175 to 1413 and encodes 412 amino acids. Gene Ontology annotation, molecular function: iron ion binding; trimethyllysine dioxygenase activity. Lineage: Eukaryota; Metazoa; Chordata; Actinopteri; Syngnathiformes; Syngnathidae. Gene Ontology annotation, cellular component: mitochondrion.